This is a messenger RNA of Necator americanus (New World hookworm), 768 nucleotides long. RefSeq lists its product as uncharacterized. The transcript has 2 exons. The record is from RefSeq and is a predicted model, not a curated record. Lineage: Eukaryota; Metazoa; Nematoda; Chromadorea; Rhabditida; Ancylostomatidae. Bases 1 to 768 code for a protein of 255 amino acids.
AUGAGAAGAUGUGGUCCAACACCAGCUCUGACAAUUUUCGUCGCUUACGCUCCAACAUCAAGCUACGAAGAAGAAGAAGAAGUUGAAGCUUUCUAUAUGUGCCUGGAGAAGUUCUACCGAGAAGAUCAUGCCUUCUACAAGGUCAUAAUUGGCGAUUCCAACGCCAAAAAGCCCUCUUCUCUACACUGGACGUGGGAGUCACCCGGCGGAGGGUAUCGUAAUGAAAUAGACCAAAUCAUCGUCAAUAAAAGGUUCUGCCUGACCGACGUCGCUGUUGUACCAAAGUUUUAUACGGGAUCGGACCAUCGCCUCCUCCGAGGAAGAUUUUCCUUCACAAGGAGAGAAGAGAAAGCCGCCAAGCUCAGAGAGCGACAUCCCAGAACUAUUAUUAACUGGGAUCUUUUCGCUACGCUAGCCGGCUUUUGGGAAGAUUCCGCAAUGGACAACACCGACGAGGAAUACGACCGGCUCGUUGAACACCUUCACCACUGCGCGAAGAAGACUGAAACUUUUAAAACCACCAAGAGAUGCUUGUCUCUCAAAACUCUUGAGCUGAUACGCCAGCGUGGAGCAGCAGAGGCGAUAAAGGAAGACCUUAAAGAGAGAAGAGCAGAAGUGCUGGCUGAAGCUGCAGAGACGGGGAAAAGCAUCCGCUAUGCCCGUCGAGACUUCGCCAGUCGCAAGACGAGAAUGACUGCUCUCCGGAACUCGAAGGGAACAACCAUCGAGAAGGGGGAUGGAGAAAAUCAUCUACGACUUCUACUUUGA